This is a messenger RNA of Triplophysa dalaica, 3883 nucleotides long. It is a transcript of the gene ireb2, whose product is annotated as iron-responsive element binding protein 2. The transcript is spliced from 21 exons. Lineage: Eukaryota; Metazoa; Chordata; Actinopteri; Cypriniformes; Nemacheilidae. Gene Ontology annotation, cellular component: cytosol; mitochondrion. Gene Ontology annotation, molecular function: iron-responsive element binding; 4 iron, 4 sulfur cluster binding; aconitate hydratase activity. The coding region runs from base 91 to 3003 and encodes 970 amino acids. Gene Ontology annotation, biological process: citrate metabolic process; tricarboxylic acid cycle. The record is from RefSeq and is a predicted model, not a curated record.
AUUGGCCUGUGCUCCAGGGAGUUUCUGGUUGCUGAUUGGCUGGCGGUUGUGGCUCGAGCAAGUGGAGUCGUGUUCUUUUAAGGACUCAUCAUGGCGCUCGAUUCUCCUCAGCACGAACAUCCAUUCGGGCACUUGAUCGACACACUUCAAAGCGAAAAAUAUGAAGAGCGAAGAUAUUUCAACCCACAGAAGCUCAAUGAUGUCAGAUAUGAAAAACUCCCGUUCUGUAUUCGAGUUCUGCUGGAGGCCGCGAUCCGGAAGUGCGACGGGUUCUAUGUGAAAACAGAGGAUGUCUCCAGUAUUCUAGACUGGCAGAAGCAGCUGAACCAAGCAGAGGUUCCGUUCUCGCCUGCCAGGGUUCUGCUGCAAGAUUUCACGGGAAUUCCUGCUAUGGUGGAUCUGGCUGCCAUGAGGGAUGCUUUAGCUAAACAAGGGGUCGAUCCGAGCCUGGUAAACCCCAAAUGCCACACGGACCUCAUCGUUGAUCACUCACUGCAGAUUGACUACAGCAAAUGUGCCAUCCAGAGCCCUCCCACCCCCAUGGAUGAUAGUCAUGCUGGCAAACCUCCAGCAGGUCGGCCAUCUUCCCGUGGGAGUCAAUGUGGGGGUCAUGGACCGGCUCAAGGGCGCGGCUGCAGUAAAGCAUCCUGCUCUGACGCCCCCACUGGCCCAACCCCAGCAGUACAGAUAGAGAACACCCCCCUACUGUGCCCCUUCCACCUGCAGCCUGUAUCAGAGCCUGAGACGGUGCUUAGGAAUCAAGAGAUGGAGCUCAGCAGAAACAAGGAGAGACUGCAGUUUUUUAAGUGGUGUUCAAAAGCCUUCAAAAACAUCAACGUGGUUCCGCCAGACAUCGGUGCCGUGCAUCAGGUAAACCUGGAGUACCUGUGUCAGGUGGUACAGGAGGGGGAUGGGUUUAUUUAUCCAGACAGUGUGGUGGGAACAGACUCCCACACCACCAUGAUCAAUGGCCUCGGCAUCCUGGGAUGGGGAGUUGGAAGUAUUGAAUCAGAAGCAGUCAUGUUAGGUCAACCAGUGUCUUUGACCUUGCCCGAAGUAGUUGGCUGUAAACUUGUGGGGUCCAUUAAUCCCCUCGCCACGUCCAUCGACAUUGUCCUGGGCAUCACUAAGCACCUGCGUCAAGCUGGAAUUGGUGGGAAGUUUGUGGAGUUCUUUGGGCCCGGUGUGUCACAGCUCUCGGCUCCUGAUCGCACAACUAUUGCUAACAUGUGCCCGGAGUACAACGCCACUGUGAGCUUCUUUCCUGUGGAUGACAUCACCCUGCAGCACUUUAAAAAUACCAUCUGCAGUGAAGAGAAGCUUGCGGUUUUAGGAGACUACCUAAAAGCUGUGAAACUCUUCAUGAGCUACGAUGACCAAUCAGAAGAGCCGGAGUUUUCAGAGGUCAUCGAGAUGAACCUGAGUUCCAUUGUGCCUCAUGUCAGUGGACCCAAACGGCCGCAGGACAGAGUUGCCGUGACCUGCAUGAAGGAAGAUUUUAUCAACUGCUUAAAUGAGAAGGUGGGUUUUAAGGGCUUCCACAUUGCCAAAGAGAAACAGGAAAUGAAGGUCCCGUUCCUGCACGAGGGGGCGGAGUACAGCCUCGCGCACGGCUCUGUGGUCAUCGCUGCCGCUAUCAGCUGCACCAAUAACUGCAACCCGUCUGUCAUGCUGGCCGCAGGUCUGCUGGCCAAAAAAGCUGUUGAGGCUGGUCUGUCAGUAAAGCCGUAUAUAAGAACGAGUCUGGUUCCUGGAAGCGGAACUGUCACGCAUUACCUAAAUGCCAGCGGAGUCUUGCCCUCCCUUAAGAAGCUUGGGUUUGAGGUGGUUGGUUAUGGAUGUUCCACCUGUGUGGGGAACACUGCACCUUUACCUGAAAGUGUGGUCGAUGCCAUUAAAGAGGGUGAUUUGGUGGCGUGUGGCUUGCUAUCUGGAAACCGGCAUUUAGAAGGACGCCUGUGCAACUGCGUACGGGCGAAUUAUUUGGCCUCACCCCCACUGGUGGUCGCGUAUGCAAUCGCAGGUACAGUCAGCAUUAACCUGGAGACAGAACCACUUGGUGUGAACUCAGAGGGGAAGGAGGUGUUUCUAAGGGAUAUCUGGCCGUCUAAAGAGGAAAUACGGGAUACAGAGGAGAACGUCGUCAUUGCCUCCAUGUUUAAAGAGCUGAGAAGCCGGAUUGAGAAAGGAAAUGCGUUCUGGAACAAUUUAGACUCAGCCGAAUCUCCCCUUUUCCCCUGGGAUCCCAAGUCCACUUACAUCAGCUGUCCGUCCUUCUUCAGCAAACUUUCUAAAGAGAAGUACGCUCCUCUGUCCAUCGACAAUGCUUAUGCUUUGCUCUUUCUGGGUGAUAACGUCACGACCGAUCACAUUUCUCCAGCCGGUAGCAUUGCUAGAGUCAGUGCCGCCGCUAAAUACCUCCAGUGUAAACGUUUGACCCCUCGUGAGUUUAAUUCUUAUGGCGCACGGAGAGGAAACGAUGCGGUUAUGACUCGGGGAACCUUUGCCAGCAUAAAGCUUCAGAACCGACUCAUCGGGAAGACCGGACCCAAAACACUGCACAUUCCUACAGGACAGACACUGGAUGUGUUUGAAGCUGCCGAGCGCUAUCAGAGAGACGGGGUUCCUCUCAUUAUCCUGGCGGGAAAAGAGUACGGCUCUGGCAGCUCUCGAGACUGGGUUGCUAAAGGACCCUAUUUACUGGGUGUGCGUGCUGUGGUAGCGGAGAGUUUUAAGAGGAUGCAUAAGAAUCAUCUGGUGGGCAUGGGCAUUGCUCCGCUACAGUUCUUGCCCGGGGAGAACGCUGACACUUUGGAGCUGUCUGGAAAAGAGCGAUUCACCAUCAGCAUCCCACAAGAGCUCACGCCUAGACAACACCUCACUGUACAGACAAGCACGGGCAAGAGUUUCAGCGUAAUUCCUCUGUUUGAGAACGAGAUGGACCUGGUGUUUUUCCGACACGGCGGCAUUCUGAAGUACAUGGCUCAAUCCCUGCUGCCAUAAUGUGACUAAGAGACACAGCAUGGACCUCUGAAUAGCACAGCCCCACCUAGAGUCCUUCCGGAUGAAGAAGCUGUGCCACUGGUUCGGCGAAUCCCCCAUUCCAGAAGGACCGGCUACUUUUGCACUUAAAAACAAAUGUCCAGCGUUUUCUUCAAAUCGCUUUCUUCUAAUCCAGUGUUGCAAGGUUUCUAUUUGCAGUCUGGUUGUGGAGUUUGAUGUGGGCAUUUCAUGUUGCAGUGCCUGCAGCUUGUCAAGAAAUAUUUUUUCUUGAGUGUGAAAGUAUCAGGUGCCAGACGCACGAUGACCUCGCAGUCAGAGAUCUUAGAAGAGGCUUUGUCGCUCUGUCACGGUGCUGAUUUCGACACGAGCACAUUGAUACGGAGUGCUCACGCAUACAGCAAUGUCCAGCAUACUGUUAUUUCUGAGUUUUCUAACUCUGUCUAGUUUAGUCGCAGCGGAAAAGCACUUGUUUGAUCCGAUCCAGUGAAAUGUCAUUUUAUUUAUUCUGAUUACCCCUUGUUUGAGUUACAAUAAUGAUGAAAAGAACGAAGUUCAGAGAUUAUCUUUUAGCAGCAGCUCACAACACCGUAUGUGGCUAAACUUAUUCAACCAUAAUGAUCGUCCGUUAUAUGUUAAUCAGAAUUUCAUCAACAACAUUUUGAGUUCCUAAACACAUUAGAGGCCUAAUUGAAAGCUGGUUUGUUUUGGUACUUUUUCUUUUUGGUACUUUAACUGUGCUGUUUGCCUUUAAGGCCAAAUCAAAACUUUUGGUGUCUGGCUGUAUUUAUGUUCUCUAUGUAAAGUCCAUAUGCAACUGAGAAUUAAAACAUUGUUAGAUUAAGCUGUAAAUAAUUUUUAAUAAACAUUGACUUGAGCAUGA